Didymodactylos carnosus is the source of this 474-nucleotide messenger RNA. The record is from the annotation of a GenBank genome assembly. NCBI's taxonomy places the organism in Eukaryota, Metazoa, Rotifera, Eurotatoria, Philodinida, Philodinidae.
AUGGAAUUAAAAACAGCUCCUGUUAUUAUCUCUAUAGUUUUAAAAUGUUUACCCGUUAAUAAACCAUUAAUACCAGCCGACAUUGUUGAAAGUACUUGGACGGAUAUUAUGGAUUUAUACACUCCAGAUGAUGUUAAUGCUACUGAAUUCAAUGAUUAUUUAGUUCAAACCUAUGUAGAUAUUAGUUUAUAUGGGAUUAAUAUAUGGAAUGUGCAUGAUGCAAUAAUUAAUGAUUUACCAAGGACAAACAAUCAUGUUGAGGGGUACAAUAGUCGUCUGAAAAGUAAUUUUCCAAAACACUCACAUAUUUAUCAUUUUAUUGAAUUGUUACGUGAUGAACAUUUAUAUCAACAUCAUAGAGCUGAAGAAUCAGAUAUGCAAAUAAGGAAACGAAAAAAAUUAUACAAUAAUAUUGAUAGUAAGUUAAAAGAAUUACAUGAAGAACACAUAAAAGGAACAAUAACAAAUGUUUAA